This is a messenger RNA of Cervus elaphus (red deer), 598 nucleotides long. Its product is annotated as putative protein ZNF720. The record is from RefSeq and is a predicted model, not a curated record. The transcript has 3 exons. NCBI's taxonomy places the organism in Eukaryota, Metazoa, Chordata, Mammalia, Artiodactyla, Cervidae. The coding region runs from base 156 to 500 and encodes 114 amino acids. Gene Ontology annotation, biological process: regulation of DNA-templated transcription.
GGGAAACAAGAAAACUAUUUCUUCUCGAUCAUUGCAGCAGUUGCAGAUUCAAGAAUUGUGUGGAUGCCUUGUAAGUUAUCUACUUAACACCCAGAUGUGAGUUUGUGAUAAAAAUCCCCAGAGGAGACGCAGAGCUGGAGGAAGAAGAGGAGGAAAUGGCAGCUUCUCAGGGACGGCUGACAUUCCAGGAUGUGGCCAUAGACUUCACUCAAGAGGAGUGGGAAUGCCUGGACCUCGGUCAGCGGGACUUGUACAGGGAUGUGAUGUUAGAGACCUACGGGAACCUGGCCUCCUUGGGUCUUGUGGUCUCAAAGCCGGACCUGGUCACCUUUCUGGAGCAAAUGAAGACUCCCUGGGAUGUAAGGAGAACGGACACAACAGCCACAUACCCAGGUAGGUGUGAAUGGAUGGAGCUGAUGACUCAGGUGAGAGGUCCAAGGAGCAGUGAGGAAGUCAGCCUUUGUCCUGUGGCUUGGGAAGACGUGCUCCAGUGGAAAUGAUUUUGGAGAACUCUGGGUUCAUUUCUGUUGCUGUCAUAGACGGACAUUGCCUGGCUCCUUCUGCCUCUCAAUCGUUCAUGAAUUCAGCUCCAUGAUUA